Drosophila busckii is the source of this 3403-nucleotide messenger RNA. It is a transcript of the gene lov, whose product is annotated as protein jim lovell. Gene Ontology annotation, molecular function: DNA binding; protein binding. NCBI's taxonomy places the organism in Eukaryota, Metazoa, Arthropoda, Insecta, Diptera, Drosophilidae. The record is from RefSeq and is a predicted model, not a curated record. Bases 1 to 3111 code for a protein of 1036 amino acids. The transcript has 4 exons. Gene Ontology annotation, biological process: regulation of transcription by RNA polymerase II. Gene Ontology annotation, cellular component: nucleus.
AUGAACGAUUAUGGACGCCAGAUGGCGCCAGUGCCGCUAACAUUGCCGCUGCCGCUGCCAUUGCCGCUGCUGGCGAACAAAUCACAAAGCAACAGCAACACAGCAGCAAUGCAACUAGAGCAAAGCCACGCCCACGCACAUGUACACACCACACCGCCCAGCACGCCGCCCACGCCGCCCGCAUUGCCGCUCAAUAUGAGCGCCACGCCCACAGCGAACAGCACAGCAGCAAAUCACAUACUGCGCGCCUUCGACGCACUGCUGCAGACCAAGACGCUGGUGGAUGUGACGCUCGUCUGCGCCGAAACCUCCAUACGCGCCCACAAGAUGGUGCUCUCCGCCUGCUCGCCAUUCUUCCAGCGUGUCUUUGCCGAGACGCCCUGCAAGCAUCCGGUCAUCGUGCUCAAGGACUUUCGCGGCUGGGUAGUGCAAGCCAUCGUGGACUUUAUGUAUCGCGGUGAGAUUAGCGUGCCCCAGCAGCGUCUGCAGACGCUCAUACAAGCGGGUGAAUCGCUGCAAGUGCGCGGCUUGGUCGAGAGCUCAGUGCCCGAGCAUACGCCCACGCCCGCCGCCUCGCCCGAUGACUUUCAGCUGCUGGACAGCUCGCUGCACAGCUCCAGCUACGAGGAUGAGUCGCCUUCGAUGGUGCGUGCCGCCGGAAGCAGCAGCAAGUUGAUCAUGCCCACGCGUCUCUUUGGCAAUGCAGCCAGCGCCAUGCAGGCGGCGCUAAGUCUGCGCCGCAAGCGCGAGCAGGAGAGCGAGCGUGAGCUGGAGAGCGAUCAGGAGCUGGGCGGCAGCUCGCCCAUGCCGCGACGCAAGCAGGCGCGUCCCAGACGCCGCUCCGGCGAUAUGCCGCAUGACUUUGCGCUCAGCAAGCCGGAAACGCUGCAGACUGUGAUCAAACUGGAGCAGAAUGAGGAUGAGGAGGAGCAGCGCGAGCCAGAGGCAGCGCCUAGAGCAGCAGCGACACCGCAAGAAGAUUGUCAAAUGGAUACAGACUCAACGCAAAUGCAGCACAGCGAGCAGUCAACGCUGCCGCCGCCGCCGCCGCAGCAGCAGCAGGCAGAGCAGCAGGAGGCGUUAUCCUUGUCGCUCAACGACAGUCGCAAGUCUGUGCCAGUGGAUGUAGAAGACGCCGAGGAGGAGGAGGAGGAGGAGGAAGAAGAGGUUGUGCAGCUGACUGUGCGUCCCGAUUCUGUGCUGCAGCAAUCGCCGCAGACAGAGGACGAGCAGGAUGAGGACGAGCAGGACAUAGAAGAGCUUAUCAACACCACCAACGAGCUGCGACGUCAGGCGGCUGUAGCUGCUGCCAAUGCCGCUGCCAUGUCGCGCACUCCCUCACCCACGCCCAGCGAUGGGCCCGAGGAUCUCUGCACCACCAAGAAGGACCAAUCUACACAGCAACAUGCAGCAGAGCAUGAGAGCAACAACAACAACAACAGCAGCAAGCUGCAGGAUAACAAUCAGCGCAUCAUGUUGUCCUUGAAGGACAUACGCCAGUUGAAUGCCAAGCCCAGUGCCCCACCCACGUCCAACAGCAACAGCAACAGCAACAACAACAGCUGUGCUCCACCACCGCCCCCGCUGCCCAAUCACAAUGGACUGUUGUCCUUGCCGCCGCUGCCAGGACUAAGUCCGCCCUGCCACAUGGAAGCGCUGGAGGCGCAAAUGCAUGCAGCCGCCGCUGCAGCUGUAGCCGCCGCCAACGAGCAUCCCUUCCAUCACAUGGAGCAUCAAAUGGAAAUGUCCUUGGCUGCAGCAGCAGCAGCGGCGGCCAUGCAUCAACGUGAUCCGCGUGAUCCACGCGAUGCGCGUGAGCACAAUGCCUUUGCACGAGAUCUGCUGGGACCAAUGGGCUUGCCGCCGUUUGGCUCCCACAAUGGUGCGCCACCUAGCGGCAACGGUGGAGCCGGACAGGCGCCACAUGAGCGUUUGGAGGAGAGCAUGAACCGCUUGAGCAAGGAGUUCAGCAAGGAGUUUGGCAAGGAGUUCAGCAAGGAGUUUAGCAAAGAGUUUGGCAAGGAUUUCUGCAAGGACUUUGCGCCCAGCUCGCCCAUGAGUCUGCCCAGCCACUUUAAUGCGCCAGACGGCCAACCGCAUCCGCCAUCACCGCUGCCCUUUCCCGGCAUGUCAUCGGCAAUGACGCUAACGCCGCCACACAUGUUUGGUCUGGACUCGCCGUUGGGCUUAUUUCCGCCCGGCAUCGAUCCCAACAAGCUUUAUAAUCCGCUAAUGGAAAUGAGCGAUCCGCGCGAUAUGCCAGGUGGACCGCCGCCGUUUCUCAAAAAGAAAAUGCCACGCCCCAAGGGACAGCAUUCGGCGCCACGCGGUGGACCGCCACGCUCCUGGACGAACACAGAGCUGACGGAGGCGCUGCAGCAUGUGUGGAACAAGAAGAUGACCACAUCGCAGGCAUCGCGCAUCUUUGGCAUACCCUACAACUCGCUGCUGAUGUAUGUGCGUGGCAAGUAUGGGAAGAGUCUGAAGCUGGAGCAGCUGCGCAAGGAUUGCAUCAGUGGACCGCCCAUCGAAAUGCUGCAGAUGGGCAUAAGCGGUGGCGGCGGCGGCGGCGGCUCGAAGAGCGACAAGCACAAGGAGCGCAAGGAGAAGGACAAGGACAAGGAUAAGGAUAAGCAUGGCAACAAUAAUAACAACAACAACAACAACAACAAUGCAGGUGGCGGCAGCAAUGGCAACAUGCCACAUCCGGCUGAUCUGUCAGCUUUGGGUCCGCUCGAUCUGGAGCUGGGUCUGCCGCUUUGUCCGCCCGGCGGUCCACGCAGCGGCAGCUCCGAGCCGGACAUGCUGGGCGCACACAGCGCGCUCUUCAAUCCGUUCAAUCCGCAAGGCUUCUAUCCGGACUUUGCUGGCGGCUUUCCGGGUCUGCCGCUCAGCAUGCUGAAUCUGCUGCCGCCGGCGGAGCGUCAUCAUGCUGCGGUCGCUAUGCAUCAUUUGGGCGUCAGCAUGGACGAGGAUUGCAAGAGCGUUGGCAGCAAGCAGUCCUCCUCGCUCGACGAUGACUUUGCGCGCCUGCCCAGCGAUUUGGGCGGCAGCAGUCAUGGCACGCCACUGACGCAGGCGAAUGGCGGCGGCGGCGCAGGGCAGGAUUGAAAUUUGUGGCGGGAUUGGGCUGCCAACCCAAUGUUCUUCCCGCCGCCGCCCUACGAGCCGGACGAGGAGCAGCAGCAGCAGCAGCAGCAGCCAGGCACGUCCGCCUGUCGCGACUUCAACUUCAAUCCCAGCCUCUUCAUGGCGCGACGCAAGCUCAAGCGCUACCGUUCCAAGCGCGCUCCCCCGCCCCCCUUGCGCACCUAAGCGGAGCGUGCUGCUCUAACUGUGAAAUACAUCGAUGUGAAUUAUUUGAAAUGCAAUUUAGCUUAUUUAACGACAAUACUUUUGUUUA